This is a messenger RNA of Trichomonas vaginalis G3, 567 nucleotides long. RefSeq lists its product as uncharacterized. NCBI's taxonomy places the organism in Eukaryota, Parabasalia, Trichomonadida, Trichomonadidae. The record is from RefSeq and is a predicted model, not a curated record. The transcript has a single exon. Bases 1 to 567 code for a protein of 188 amino acids.
AUGCAGAACGAACAGUUAAACGAAUUUACUCCAGCAGAGCAUAUUCAUCAGAUUCGCUCAUAUUUCGAUAUCAUAGACAAUGCAGUUCAAAUUGGUGACACUAAUAGAAAAUAUUCUGACGCAAAGAUUCCAUCACAACCUGGAACUGCUAAAGAUAACACAUGGGUAACAUUCAAUCUCUCACCUCCUGGUGAAAAUAUGUUGGACCUUUACAAUACAUUCAUUACGUAUAAAAUGGAAGGUCAAUUUAUUGUAGAUAAAGAAAUUGGUUCAGGUUCCAAUAAAACAAACCCACCAGGAUUUUGGAUUGGUUUCGAUGACGCUUUCUAUGCAGUUGCUGGAUAUCAAAUCCUUGCAAAUGGUCGUAUCGUAUAUUCUCAAGACAACGCAAGAGAAGAAGCAUAUAUAACUUCAAACUCACAAACUACCGAACAAAUAAAGAAAGUAGAUGUUUUCUCAAAGACUCGACAUGAAGAUGUAUGGAGUCAUUCGGGAACAUGCAGAACAGGACAAAUUGUUAGUGGUCCAAUUACAGCAGGAAAUCAUUUGAUUUUAAGCUUCGUUUAA